Molecule: messenger RNA, 1386 nt
Organism: Candidozyma haemuli
Lineage: Eukaryota; Fungi; Ascomycota; Pichiomycetes; Serinales; Metschnikowiaceae
Product: histidine phosphatase family protein
Exons: 1
Coding region: 1-1386 (461 amino acids)
Cellular component (GO): fungal-type cell wall
Molecular function (GO): acid phosphatase activity
Source: RefSeq, a predicted model, not a curated record
AUGGUUGCAAUCUCUCAUAUCAUUAACAACGGGUUGCUUCUCACGUCCCAGCUGGUCUUCCAGGACGUGGCGACGCCUCACCAAGCUGCUACUGAACAGUAUAACUUGGUCAAGUACUUGGCAGGCGCUGGGCCUUAUAUUCAACAUCCAGGCUUUGGAAUCUCUAAGGAUGUGCCUGAACAGUGUACUGUUGAGCAGGUGCAUUUGUUGUCGAGACACGGUGAGAGAUACCCUUCUAAGGGUAAGGGUAAGCAGUUUGAGGAGCUCUAUGCUAAGUUCAAGGGCUAUGAUAAGCCAUUUGUGGGUGAGUUGGCUUUCCUUAACGACUACGAGUACUUCGUUAGCGACAAGGAGUACUACGAAAAGGAAACCUCUCCUAAGAACUCGCAGGGUCUUUAUGCUGGUACUUCUGAUGCGUUCAACCAUGGAACGACCUUCAGAUCUAGAUACAGCGAGCUCUUCGAACAAAGCCUGGAACCUUUGACUUUGUUCACUUCUAAUUCUGGUAGAUGUCAUGUCACUGCCAGAUACUUCGCUAGAGGUCUCUUUGGCGAUGAGUACAGUGAUGACACUGCUGAUUUCGCUGUUAUCGCUGAGGAGGACAAAUUUGGUGCCAACUCUUUGACCCCAGUGGUUUCUUGUCAGAACUUCCACUACAGUGCCCUGAAAGACUUUGUCGGUGCUUACAACACUGACUUCUUGAGCGCCACUUCUGCUAGAAUCACCGAAGGAAACGACUUCAACUUGACCGAGAAGGAGACUUCCCGUUUGGUCGAAUGGUGUGCCUAUGAGAUCAAUGUCAGAGGCUACUCACCAUUCUGCAACUUGUUCACCAACGACGAGUUUGUCAAGCUUUCCUACGGUCUGGACUUGUCCUACUAUUACGGUAACGGUCCAGGUAACAACCUCACUGGCACUAUUGGUGCUCCAUACUUGCAGGCCACUUUGGACUACUUGAAGGAAGACAACCCUCCACAGAAGUUCGUCUUGGCCUUCACUCACGACACCAACAUUGAGCAUUUCCAUGCUGCUCUUGGUCUCUUGGCUCCAGAGGACCCAUUGCCAAAUGACCACAUCCCAUUCCCAGUUCCUUAUGCUCACACUCAGAUUGUUCCUAUGGGCGCUAGAUUGUAUACUGAAAAGUAUAAGUGUGGAGGUGAGAGCUAUGUGAGAUUCUUGGUCAAUGAUGCUGUGGUUCCACUCCAGCACUGCCAGGAUGGUCCAGGUUUCUCCUGUAAGCUUUCUGACUACGAGGCGUAUGUUCAGUCUAGAUUGGAAGGCAAGGACUACGCUUCUCAAUGUGGAGCUGAGAAUGUCCCAGAGAAGGUGACUUUCUUGUGGGACUACAAGACUCAGAACUAUUCUGCCCCAGACAUUGACUCGUAA